AUGAAGGUGUCCAAGUCUAACAAGUAUUACAGCGUCACAGACGCCACCAACGAUGACAACUCCAUUAUUGCUCUUUCCAAUAACACCAUGGAAACCCUACAGCUCUUCCGAGGCGACACCGUACUGGUCAAAGGGAAAAAGCGCAAAGAUACCGUCCUGAUUGUCUUGGCCGAUGACGAUUUGGAUGACGGCUCAGCUCGAAUCAACCGAGUGGUGAGACACAACCUGAGGGUCAAGCAUGGCGACAUCAUCACCGUCCAUCCUUGCCCAGACAUCAAAUAUGCUAAGCGAAUUGCUGUCCUCCCAAUUGCCGAUACAGUUGAAGGCUUGACUGGCUCUCUCUUCGAUGUCUUCCUUGCCCCAUACUUCCGCGAGGCCUACAGACCAGUCCGACAGGGCGAUCUAUUCACUGUUCGUGCCAGCAUGAGACAGGUCGAGUUCAAAGUGGUCGAGGUUGAUCCUCCUGAGUAUGGCAUCGUUGCUCAAGAUACUGUCAUCCACUGUGAAGGUGAUCCAAUCCAACGAGAAGACGAGGAAGGAAACCUUAACGAGGUCGGAUAUGACGAUAUUGGAGGUUGCAGAAAACAGAUGGCUCAGAUCCGAGAAUUGGUUGAGCUUCCUCUCCGCCACCCUCAACUCUUCAAGUCUAUCGGUAUCAAACCCCCACGAGGUAUUCUUAUGUUCGGUCCUCCUGGUACUGGUAAGACCCUCAUGGCACGAGCCGUCGCCAACGAGACCGGUGCUUUCUUCUUCCUCAUUAACGGACCCGAAAUCAUGUCGAAGAUGGCCGGUGAAUCUGAAUCAAAUCUCCGUAAAGCCUUUGAGGAAGCCGAGAAGAACUCCCCCGCCAUCAUUUUCAUCGAUGAAAUCGACUCCAUUGCUCCCAAGCGUGAGAAGACCAACGGCGAAGUCGAACGACGUGUUGUUUCUCAACUGCUCACAUUGAUGGACGGCAUGAAGGCUCGUUCCAACGUUGUGGUCAUGGCUGCCACCAACCGACCCAACUCCAUCGAUCCCGCUCUUCGUCGAUUUGGGCGUUUCGAUCGAGAAGUCGACAUUGGUAUCCCAGACCCCACUGGUCGUCUUGAGAUCCUGCAGAUUCACACCAAGAACAUGAAAUUGGGUGAGGACGUCGAUCUUGAAUCAAUUGCUGCCGAGACCCAUGGUUAUGUUGGCUCUGAUAUUGCGUCUCUUUGCUCUGAGGCCGCCAUGCAACAGAUUCGUGAAAAGAUGGAUCUCAUUGACUUGGAUGAGGAUACCAUUGAUGCAGAGGUCCUAGAUUCAUUAGGCGUUACCAUGGAGAACUUCCGAUUCGCUCUUGGUGUGUCCAAUCCCUCGGCCCUUCGCGAGGUUGCUGUUGUCGAAGUACCCAACGUUCGUUGGGACGACAUUGGUGGGUUGGAAAAUGUCAAGCGCGAACUCAUCGAGUCCGUCCAAUAUCCAGUCGACCACCCAGAGAAAUUCCUCAAGUUUGGUCUUUCUCCGUCUCGAGGUGUGUUGUUCUACGGUCCUCCGGGUACUGGUAAAACCAUGCUUGCCAAGGCUGUCGCCAACGAGUGUGCUGCCAACUUCAUCUCCGUCAAGGGUCCUGAGCUUUUGAGCAUGUGGUUUGGUGAAUCCGAAAGCAACAUUCGAGACAUUUUCGACAAGGCACGUGCAGCAGCACCUUGCGUCGUCUUCCUCGACGAACUUGACUCGAUUGCCAAGUCUCGUGGUGGCUCUCUCGGUGAUGCCGGAGGUGCAUCUGACCGAGUCGUCAACCAGCUCUUGACAGAAAUGGACGGUAUGACAUCGAAGAAAAACGUCUUUGUCAUUGGUGCCACCAAUCGACCUGAACAACUCGAUAACGCUCUAUGCCGACCUGGUCGUCUCGAUACCCUCGUUUACGUCCCUCUUCCCGAUGAGGCCUCUCGUGCAGGUAUUCUCCGAGCUCAGCUCCGAAAGACACCUGUCUCCGAUGACGUAGACAUCAAUUUCAUUGCCAGCAAGACUCAUGGUUUUUCUGGUGCUGACCUGGGCUUUGUGACACAACGUGCCGUCAAGCUUGCCAUCAAACAAUCUAUUGCCCACGACAUUGAGCGACAGAAGGAGCGUGAAGCUGCUGGUGAGGAUGUCAUGGAAGAUGAUGACGAGGAGGACCCAGUUCCAGAACUGACCAAAGCCCAUUUCGAGGAGGCCAUGGCAGCUGCCCGACGAUCUGUCAGCGAUGUCGAAAUCCGACGAUAUGAAGCCUUUGCCCAAGCUAUGAAGCAGAGCGGCGGGAGUGCAUUCUUCAAGUUCCCCAGUGCGGGAGAGAGUGCAGACGCUGCCAAUGGCAAUGGAUUCGGGGACGCUGGCAAUGACGAUAGCUUGUACGACUAA
This is a messenger RNA of Exophiala aquamarina CBS 119918, 2361 nucleotides long. Its product is annotated as cell division control protein 48. Lineage: Eukaryota; Fungi; Ascomycota; Eurotiomycetes; Chaetothyriales; Herpotrichiellaceae. Gene Ontology annotation, molecular function: ATP hydrolysis activity; polyubiquitin modification-dependent protein binding; ATP binding. Bases 1 to 2361 code for a protein of 786 amino acids. Gene Ontology annotation, biological process: mitotic spindle disassembly; autophagosome maturation; retrograde protein transport, ER to cytosol. The transcript has 2 exons. Gene Ontology annotation, cellular component: VCP-NPL4-UFD1 AAA ATPase complex; nucleus; cytosol. The record is from RefSeq and is a predicted model, not a curated record.